AUGUUGUUCAAGCAGCUUGUUGCCUUUGCCGCCGUUGCCAAUGGCUUGGCCAUCCGCCAGGAUACUCCCAUCUGGCAGACUCUUCCACCAACGCCCAACCUGCCAUCUCCCAUUAACACCAAGACUACUCUCAUCAAUGGAGUUCAACUCUGGAUGCAAAAGUACAACGAGCACGUUGGAGGCAUUCCCAUUGUCAUGGACCACGGUGGUCUAGGCUAUUCUGCCUACUUUGGAUCCGUCAUCUCUCGUCUGGUUGCCAACGGUCACUAUGUCAUCGCUGUUGACCGUCGAGGCCACGGUCGUUCUACAUUCAACACCAACGACGUCUUCACCUACGAUCAAAUGGCUGACGAUAUCCACGACCAACUCGCUGCUGCUGGCGUAUCCAAGUACAAUGUCGUCGGCUGGUCAGACGGUGCUAUAACGACUCUGGCUGCACUCAUCAACCCGACCUCGGCCGCGCCUAUCCACAAGGCCUUCAUCUUCGGAGGAUCUGCCAACCCGGAACAGACGAAUGCCACCUUCUCCGACACUGCCAUCUUCAGCGAGUUUGUCUCUCGCUGCCGUGUUGAGUAUGCCGAGCUUCAGCCAAAUGCAAACUUCAGCGUGUUUGCCAACAAGGUUGGCACCAUGGAGGCCACUCUCCCACAGAUGACAGAUGAGCAGCUUGGCACCAUUGAUGGCAGCAGAGUUAUCAUUGUGGGUGCCGAGCAUGAGGAGGCCGUCAACCGGGAUGUCCCGGAGAAGCUGCACAAGGCGAUCAAGGGCAGCAAACUGGAGAUCUUGCCUGGUGUCAGUCACUUUGCGCCGCUUCAAGAUCCUGACCAGUUUACCAAGGCUGUUGAAAAGUUCUUUGCAUGA
This is a messenger RNA of Fusarium keratoplasticum, 861 nucleotides long. RefSeq names its product AB hydrolase-1 domain-containing protein. The transcript has a single exon. The record is from RefSeq and is a predicted model, not a curated record. The coding region runs from base 1 to 861 and encodes 286 amino acids. Lineage: Eukaryota; Fungi; Ascomycota; Sordariomycetes; Hypocreales; Nectriaceae.